This is a messenger RNA of Tetranychus urticae (two-spotted spider mite), 1742 nucleotides long. RefSeq names its product phosphatidylserine decarboxylase proenzyme, mitochondrial. Gene Ontology annotation, cellular component: mitochondrion. Gene Ontology annotation, biological process: phosphatidylethanolamine biosynthetic process. Gene Ontology annotation, molecular function: phosphatidylserine decarboxylase activity. The record is from RefSeq and is a predicted model, not a curated record. NCBI's taxonomy places the organism in Eukaryota, Metazoa, Arthropoda, Arachnida, Trombidiformes, Tetranychidae.
UCACUUUUGCAACUUCAUUUUCCAUUCUUUAUCAAUUGAGAGUCAAUUCACCUGCAAAGACAAAAUUCAACUUCUCGGUAUUCAUUAGAUAGAAAUGAGUAGAAGCUAGAGAAUUGAAAUUUACUGCAAAUCGUGAAAACUCUACUUUUCUCAUUUUCAUGAAUUUAAAUUGUCUUCUUCUCAUUUCUGGAAAGUGAUUAAAAGGAUUAAAAAUUGAGAAAAAAAUAAACUCGAGUUUUCUUCAGCAAAGUUCAUCUUUAAUGUGCAAUCAAACAUUUUUGUCGGAUUAUUUACAUCUUCAAGUUUCACUUUAGAGAAAAAAAAUUAAUCUUUUCAAGAAAAGUUUCAAGUGUCAAGUUUUGAGAAACUUAUUCUUCGAUUCGCUUUCAAGUUUCAUUUUUUAAUGUUCGUCUUGGUACCAUUAUUGGUAUCAACUGCAACCCUUUCAAGAUGAACUUUACACCCAUUUUCGCACUGCAAAUGCUCAUCCAUGUGCUCAUUAAGGUUCCUUUCAAGUUAACGUUUAAAUUCAAAUCUCACCUGAAAAACAACUUAACAUUACGACAGUUUCAUUCUCAGGAAUAUCAUCAAACAUCUCAAGAUUAUCUACUCAAUGAAGUACAGUUGACUUUACUCAAAUAUCUUCCACUGCGAACCAUCUCAAGAGUUUGGGGUUUAAUGACAUCUCUCUACUUACCAAUUUGCCUUCGUUCCUCCGUGUUGGGCAGUUACAGUCGACUUUUUGACUGUCAAUUGAAGGAAGCAGAGAUUGACGAUUAUCGUCUAUACCCAAGUUUAAAGCAAUUUUUUACUCGCUCAUUGAAACCUGGUUUAAGACCGAUUGCUCCAGGAGAUAAUCUUGUUAGUCCAGUUGAUGGAACAGUGUUGCACUUUGGUCGAGUCACUGAGGGCAACAUUGAACAAAUCAAGGGAGUUUACUUUACUGUUAGGUCAUUCUUGGGACCUCAAAGUUGGCCUUCAUUUGAUUCCAUUUAUAAUGCGCUUGGAUCUCUUUGGACUUCUAGUGAUAAAUUUAAUAAUCAGAAAAUCUGUGAUUACGAUGAAUCUUUGAUCAAUUAUACUCGGCGGUUAAAGGUCAAUCCAGACAAUUGCCUUUACAAUUGUGUCAUUUACCUUGCUCCAGGAGACUAUCAUCGAUUCCAUAGUCCAGCUGAAUGGAAGGUUCAUUUCAGGAGACAUUUUCCAGGACACCUUCUCAGUGUUCAUCCUUCCUUUGUAGGCAGAGUCAAGGGUUUGUUUACCAUCAAUGAACGAGUCGCCUACUUGGGCCACUGGAACCAUGGAUUCAUGUCAAUGACUGCCGUUGGUGCAACCAAUGUAGGCUCAGUGUCUACUUACUUUGAUCCGAAUUUGAAAACCAAUAGAUUCAACUGGCGAAGGAAACCUUACAAUGAUCACGUCUUUGGUGGACCCAUAGGCUUUGACAAAGGUGAUGCGUUUGGUGAAUUCAAUUUAGGUUCAACAAUUGUGCUUCUCUUCGAGGCUCCACGCAACUGGCGAUUCACUGUUCAACCCGGAGACAAGAUUAAAUACGGUCAACUAUUGUUUAAGCAAAAGUCUAAUCAAGCCAAGUGUUGAACAUUUGGCACAUCAACACCUUGGCCCAUUGGCACGUAAACUUGAAGUAAACUUUCAAGAGUUUGUUGUACACUGUUUGACAGUAAUUUUUUGUACUAAUUAUUGACCAUUUUGCAAUUAAAAGUGAUUUUUAUCCAAGCAGA